AUGUGGUUGGGUAUAUUAGUACUUCUAUUCGUGGCCCAGAAAGUACACCAAUUCGGAUAUGAACCGUAUGAAAAUGAAUUUCCCCCUCGCGUCAAGUAUGGCCAUGUAAUCGGGAUAGAUUUUGGAAGAGAAUACGUGCGUGUUGGUAUCGCCAGAGGACAUAAAUUUGAGCCGAUUCCCGACGAGCAAGGUCGUACCGCCAUUCCGAACUAUGUCGCUUUUCCAAAAGCCGAGAAGAAUGUUGGACCUCCCAUUGCUGGUUUCGAGUCAAAAGAGCAAGCUGAGAGUAAUCCCAUGAAUACUUUCUAUGAUCUCAGACGGCUUCUGAGUCGUAAUGGCUCUGAUCCCGAGGUGCAAAGAGCUAUCAAAGAGCUCCCAUAUAAAAUCCUUGAUGACUUUGAACCAGUAAUGGUCCGAGUUGGCGUUAAGAAUGACUACAUAGCGUAUGGUUUGGACGAAUUAACAGCCAUGAUCUUGAAGAAGUUGAAAGAUAUGGCGGAACGAUAUUUGAAUAGCACGCUUGAAAAUGCUGUUAUAACUGUUCCGUACGAGUUCAAUAUACAGCAACGCAAUGUUUUGAUCGAGGCUGCGUGGCAGGCAGGUCUGAAUGUGGUGAGGUUGGUGGAUGAGCCGACUGCGAUUGCGACGGCGUAUCAUCUUGGGUCUACUUAUUGUGAUGGGAAAGGAGAGAAGGUGGAUUGUAGGUACAUUAUCUACGAGGAUGAUGGUAGGGACGCACAUUUGAGUCUGUAUGAGGCUGGAAGCGACGGGGGUGGGGUCUUAGGUACCAUUGUUGACGAUCAGGAGAAACAUCUGAAAAGCUCCCGAUGGACAUCACUACUCGACCAGUUUUCUCUUACGAGAACAGAACCACCGACAAUCGAAUCGCAGGAGAAACGGAUCUUCGAACUUGUUGAUCGACUUCUCUUCGUCUCGCACAAAGCAAAGGAAGACGUCGAUGGACUCAUCGUCAUCACCAGCGUUGAAGAACAUACUUCUUCCGUCCAACAACUUCUAGAACGACAAUACCCCACAUCGAAAUCCAUCAAACCCAAUGCUGAUUUCACACCCGACCAAGCACUCGUCUACGGCGCAUCCAUGUUGGCGAAUGACAUUUCGGGCCCAGAUGGAGAGCCCCAAGUCAUGGAUAAGCUGCUCCUUAGUCUUGGUGUGGAGACCAAGAAUGGCUCAUUCCAUCGAAUCAUUCAGCGGGAUUCUGUGACGCCUUUGAAGAAAAGUGUUACUCUGUACCUGGAUUCAUAUUUCCAGAGUAGCGUAUAUCUUCCUCUCUACGAAGGCGAGCGUGAGCUAGCAAAGAAGAAUCAUCGAUUGUGGAAUAUGCGGAUUGACCUUUUCUAUUUCGCCUAUGAGAUGCGGGAUAUGCAGGAGAUAUGGAAUCAGGAGGAAGAUGAUUAUGGAGGUAAGGUAAAAAUCCAGCUCGAUUUUGAGUUCGAUGCAAAUGAAGUCUUGACGGUGUAUGGAAGCAAAGGGCGGGACCGUCUUCGUGUUUUCAAAGGACCUAUAAUUGGGAAACAGUGGAGGUGGAGAGAGGUAGAGGAUAUAGUGAAGGAGGCAGACGAGGCGAGGGAAGAAGAUUUCAGGGUUUUGAGGGAGGGGACACUUGUCGGUGAAGGUCAGGUUGAGGUUAAGGACGGUAGUAGCUAA
This is a messenger RNA of Cadophora gregata, 1665 nucleotides long. RefSeq lists its product as uncharacterized. The record is from RefSeq and is a predicted model, not a curated record. Gene Ontology annotation, molecular function: ATP binding; ATP-dependent protein folding chaperone. NCBI's taxonomy places the organism in Eukaryota, Fungi, Ascomycota, Leotiomycetes, Helotiales, Ploettnerulaceae. The coding region runs from base 1 to 1665 and encodes 554 amino acids. The transcript is spliced from 3 exons.